GUAUUCUCCAGAAGAGCUGUAUGAAGUUAAGAUCUAUGCCUCAUAACAUUUUUGUAAACCACCAAAGCAACUCUUUUUGUCGUUUGUUUUUUAUUGAUUUAUUUUGGUCAGUCAAUGUAGGCGUUUCCUUUCGUGUGAUAUCACUUAACGUAGGAGUAGAUAUCGAACAUCCUGAAAACUCAAAUCCUGCAUUUGCAGAUCACAAAAGUUUAAUAUUUCAGUAUUAUCAUGUUUCUUCACAUUGAAUGUUUUUCUUUUCUUCAAUAACUAGAUUUAAUUAUUUGGGGGAUUAAUUAUCUGUGUGUCCCUCACAAUGCCUAGUAGAGCGGAUUGCUUGCAGUACUACGUAUUUUAAAACCUGAUCGAUUUUUUUCAAUGGUUUAUCAAUUAGCCUUACUUUAACCAUAUUCACACCGUUGUUUUAUCUUGCUAACAGCAGAGUACAGUAAGGUAUGGGUACACUCAGUAGUCCAGUCCCAGUCUUUGGUAGCUUCCUUAAGCCACACUUUCCUUUUCCUAAGUAGUGUCAUGGAAAUUUGGAUGUUGUACUCAUUGGAAGCAGCCUAAUUCUAAUUAUGGAGCAAUAUUGGCUUCAGGUUCUAUGAAAAAGAGUAAGUACUGUCAUAUUUUGAUCCCUUGUAGUUUUCAAAGUUUUCCCUUUUAAUCUUCUCAUUACCUUUCUUCAAAUGAAAUCUUACCCAGGCACUUAUGUAUUACUUAGACACACGCCUUUUCUGAAGGGAGAAGGUGGAGUAAAAGAUGACAGUCUGGAGCCCCACCUUCACCCCUCCUUCCUCCUCAUUCCCCAACCAGAGGGCACAGCUUGAAUAUCACUAGAACUCACCUAGUUUAAAAAAUCCUUUUGUAAAAGCUUGUUUUAUAAUACCUCAUUUAGGAACUUUGUUUAAAAAUAGAAGCAUUUUAGUUUACAAGUGGAUUUUAAGUACAAAGGAAAAUGCUGUGGAAUACGUUUCUCAUUUCAGCAAUAAAAGAGUUAAUGUACUAAGCAGCAGAGACUGAGAUACCGCUAUGGGAUAGUGCUUUCUGUCUCUGUCAUUUGUGGCUUAAGAAAAGGGGGUGGUGUUCUGCAUUUGAAAGGACUUUAAUGAAUGCUGUCAGUGUUUGUGAGACCUAAUGGUCAGUGGGAAAGGGGAGCAGGGAGAGUGGUCUGGCUGCUUCAGGAUAGGCGGAGGAGAGUUUGCUCUGAUUGAACGGAAUGUUCCACCGUGUUUCAUCUUAAUUCAUUAUCCUUUGUUCUUUAAAAUCUGAUAUAUUGGCAUAAAACUAAAUGCAGAGAUAUAUACGUAAGAAUGUGAUUUAUUUUCCUUUAAAUCUUUUUGUUGUGCACAGCAGGGCAUAUACUUCUCUUGUCUUGGUUGGAUGCACAAAUCUGUGUGCAGUGCUUUUUGCCCGUUGCCUAGACGAUCACUUGGUUUCUCUGAGGAUGUCUGGUUCUCGUAAAGAGUUUGAUGUGAAACAGAUUUUGAAAAUCAGAUGGAGGUGGUUUGGCCAUCAAGCAUCAUCUCCUAAUUCUACAGUUGACAGCCAGCAGGGAGAAUUUUGGAAUCGAGGACAGACUGGAGCAAACGGUGGGAGAAAGUUUUUAGAUCCAUGUAGCCUACAAUUGCCAUUGGCUUCAAUUGGUUACCGAAGGUCCAGCCAACUGGAUUUUCAGAGUUCACCUUCUUGGCCAAUGGCAUCCACCUCUGAAGUCCCUGCAUUUGAGUUUACAGCAGAAGAUUGUGGCGGUGCACACUGGCUGGAUAGACCAGAAGUGGAUGAUGGCACUAGUGAAGAAGAAAAUGAAUCUGAUUCCAGUUCAUGCAGGACUUCCAAUAGUAGUCACACAUCAUCCUGCCAUACUAUGGAGCCAUGUUCAUCAGAUGAAUUUUUCCAAGCCCUUAAUCAUGCCGAGCAAACCUUUAAAAAAAUGGAAAACUAUCUGAGACAUAAACAGUUAUGUGAUGUAAUUUUAGUCGCUGGUGAUCGCAGAAUUCCAGCUCACAGAUUGGUGCUGUCCUCUGUCUCAGAUUAUUUCGCUGCCAUGUUUACUAACGAUGUCAGAGAAGCAAGACAAGAAGAGAUAAAAAUGGAAGGUGUAGAACCGAAUUCAUUGUGGUCCUUGAUUCAGUACGCAUAUACAGGCCGCCUUGAAUUAAAAGAAGAUAAUAUUGAGUGCCUAUUAUCUACAGCUUGCCUUCUUCAGCUUUCACAGGUUGUAGAAGCAUGCUGUAAGUUUUUAAUGAAACAGCUUCACCCAUCCAACUGUCUGGGAAUCCGUUCUUUUGCUGAUGCCCAAGGUUGUACAGAUUUGCACAAAGUGGCUCACAAUUACACUAUGGAGCAUUUUAUGGAAGUAAUCAGAAACCAGGAAUUUGUAUUAUUACCAGCCAGUGAAAUUGCAAAGCUUUUGGCCAGUGAUGACAUGAACAUUCCUAAUGAGGAAACCAUAUUGAAUGCACUUCUUACAUGGGUCCGUCAUGAUUUGGAACAGAGACGGAAAGAUCUCAGUAAACUUUUGGCUUAUAUUAGGCUACCUCUUCUUGCACCACAGUUCCUGGCAGACAUGGAAAAUAAUGCACUUUUUCGGGAUGAUAUAGAAUGUCAGAAACUCAUUAUGGAAGCAAUGAAGUAUCAUCUGUUACCAGAGAGACGACCCAUGUUGCAAAGUCCUCGGACAAAACCUAGGAAGUCAACUGUUGGCACAUUGUUUGCAGUUGGAGGGAUGGAUUCAACAAAAGGAGCAACCAGCAUUGAAAAGUACGAUCUCCGCACAAACAUGUGGACCCCUGUAGCCACUAUGAAUGGGAGGAGGCUGCAGUUCGGCGUUGCAGUGUUAGAUGACAAACUGUAUGUCGUCGGAGGAAGAGAUGGGCUGAAGACUUUGAAUACUGUAGAGUGCUACAACCCCAAAACAAAAUCUUGGAGUGUGAUGCCACCUAUGUCCACACAUAGGCAUGGCCUCGGGGUAGCUGUACUGGAAGGUCCCAUGUAUGCUGUAGGGGGACACGAUGGCUGGAGCUACCUGAACACAGUAGAAAGAUGGGACCCUCAAGCUCGCCAGUGGAAUUUUGUCGCCACUAUGUCCACUCCUAGGAGCACAGUGGGUGUGGCAGUACUAAGUGGAAAGCUUUAUGCAGUUGGUGGUCGUGAUGGAAGUUCUUGUCUCAAAUCAGUUGAAUGUUUCGAUCCUCAUACUAACAAAUGGACACUGUGUGCCCAGAUGUCAAAAAGGAGGGGUGGUGUCGGAGUGACAACCUGGAAUGGAUUGCUGUAUGCGAUUGGAGGACACGAUGCUCCCGCAUCCAACUUGACUUCCAGACUCUCAGACUGUGUGGAGAGAUAUGAUCCCAAAACAGACAUGUGGACUGCAGUAGCAUCUAUGAGCAUCAGCCGGGACGCAGUGGGUGUCUGUCUACUUGGCGAUAAAUUAUAUGCUGUCGGGGGCUAUGAUGGACAGACCUACCUGAAUACAGUGGAGGCUUAUGACCCCCAGACAAACGAGUGGACCCAGGUUGCUCCACUGUGCCUAGGAAGAGCUGGGGCUUGUGUUGUGACUGUAAAAUUAUAAUUCAGUGCUUUGUUUUCUAAAUGAAGAUAUCCACUUCCUUUAUUAAUUCAGUACAGUUAUUCUGUCAAUGGAUACACUUUUAGUAAACGUUGUGAUGCCACAUUCCUGGGCACAAAGUGCCUGAUCUCAAAGUGAAGACGUUAAAACAUAGGAGAAAGAAGUGGAUAGAUCAAGAUUAAAUGCUUCCAUUUCUUAGUAAAUUAAAACUACAGCUGAUGGAUUGUGAACAUAUGUUCCUGAUAUGAAAUACAACGACAAAUGCACUUUUCUGAAACAUAACCUGGUGCUAACUGGGAAUUUCACUUAUAGUCAAGUACCUUUUACUCACAUUAACCAGACUUAUUUCAUUAUAGUGUAAACAACCAGAUAAAACUUCUCAGAUGUUGCUUUGUAAGUUUAUCAUACAUGAACUGCAGUAAUAUUUGUUUGUUUGCUUGUUUGUUCAACCACAACCACUACUUUAAUGACAUACUAAAGGUAUGCUAUUUAGUGUUUUCAGAAAUAGCUUCAUCACAUGUGCUUUGGUUGUGGAUUUUGUUUUUAAAAUUGACAUAGUCCAGUGAAUAAGGAAAAACAUUAAAGAGUUAAAGCGACAAUAACCAAAUAAAAACUUGAUAUAUUCUUUGGAGUCUAUUUAAAUAAUCAUUCCAUUACACCUAGAUUCACCAAGAACUACAUUAUGAUAGUCUAAAAUUGAAAUUGUAACAUGACAUUUUGCAUUAAAUUUAAGAUACGCAAAUUUGUGUAGAGAAAAUAAAUGUUAUAUACACUAUAAAGUUCUUUCACCUAAUUAGUAUUUAAUUAUAUGGAUUUAUUUUCUUUUAUAAAAGAUGUUUUGAUUUUUGUCUUUUGAUAUUGACAAUUUUCUUAUGGUCACAAAUUGGUAUUUGCCUCCCUGCCUGUUUUCUUAGGUUUUGCCGCAGUUAGUAAACCAUCGUGUUUCUUUGUAAUCAGACAGUUUUGGGGGAAUGGGCUUAUCAAAUGUUUAAAAAAUAAGUUUAAAGUGUUUGUUACCCAAAGUUUUGUACAUUUGUAAACUCUGAUAAAAUGUGAAUGUUAAUACUCUCAGUGAAUUGUUACUGUUUGCAAAAAUGCACUGGGUAGGUAACAUUUUGUGAUAAAUCCUACAAAGUAAAAGUCA
Otolemur garnettii (small-eared galago) is the source of this 4712-nucleotide messenger RNA. It is a transcript of the gene KLHL5, whose product is annotated as kelch like family member 5. Gene Ontology annotation, molecular function: protein binding. NCBI's taxonomy places the organism in Eukaryota, Metazoa, Chordata, Mammalia, Primates, Galagidae. The transcript is spliced from 11 exons. Bases 1289 to 3571 code for a protein of 760 amino acids. The record is from RefSeq and is a predicted model, not a curated record.